Vicia villosa (hairy vetch) is the source of this 1371-nucleotide messenger RNA. Its product is annotated as cadmium-induced protein AS8-like. Lineage: Eukaryota; Viridiplantae; Streptophyta; Magnoliopsida; Fabales; Fabaceae. Bases 134 to 649 code for a protein of 171 amino acids. The record is from RefSeq and is a predicted model, not a curated record. The transcript has 4 exons.
CCGGAAUGGAUAAUGAUUUUUUCUACGAUUUCAGUGUCAAUUUAGCUUCUGCUCAAAAUCUCCAAUCCUUUUUUCUCCGCUUCUUCCAAACUCAAUUAUAAUUUCUACUUACUCCAUAUUUCCCCUCGUUGUAAUGAUUAUAAAAGGAUUAUUUAGAAGAUAUAAAAAAUGGAACCCUGUUCAUCCAACUUAUGGAGCCUUUUAUGGAAUGGGUUUUGGAAUAGGUUGUGGUGUUGGAUGGGGUCCUGGGUUUGGUCCUGAAGUUGUUGGCUAUGUUGGAUCUGGUUGUGGCGUUGGAUUCAAUGUUGGUGUUACUCUUGCUGGCUUUGGAAUUGGUCUUCCAGCUAAUGUUAUCUUUGCAGCUCCGUAUAAUGCUUUUCUGGCAACAAAAAGCUCUGCAUUGAAGUUAGCACGUUCUGGUACACAAACCGCCGAGGACGUUUGGAUUAGAAAUUCACCUCUUAUGUCUGAUUUUCAACGAGAAGCCGGUGAAAAGUUCUCUUGCUUUCGCCAAAAGUAUUUAUCAAUCAAUGGAACUGAUUUCUUUGACGUGAAGAACAGCUUGCCUUUGCUUACUGCAUCUGCCUGUAAAAAUAUUCAAACAUUUCAUGACCAAUUUUUCCCUCAUAAAGGAAAAGAAGAUUCCUAAAACAACUAUUGCUUUUGUGGUUACUUUUUGAUGGAACUCUUAGUUUCUCAUUUUGUUAACAUGGAACAAGAGGUCUUAUUCGUAGCACUGAAGUUUAUUUCCUCCAGACUCUCCUAGCCUUCGAUUCCAGGAUGGAGAGAACACAUCAGUGACAAGAAAGACUAAAAGGUUUUCGACAAAUAGAGAAGAAUAUCAAGUCAGAUAUUGUUGACGUGUCAGUUAUUAAAAAAUGUUACUGGUAUCAUGAUUUGUGAAGAAAUAUAGGAUAAUUUUGUUUUCAAGUCCACAAGUUAAAAACAUCUAUUUACUCUUCACUAAGUUGGUCUGAUCUUGUGUUAUGAGUUGUUAAUAUAUGUUGGUGUUUAGCAUAUAAUAUUAGAGGCUUCUUGAAAUAUGUUGGUCAAAUAAAAUGUAAGAUUUUUUUAUCUAAUAGAUAAUGACUAAAUUUUACUCUUUAAAUAUGAAUAAGGAAAAUGUUAAAUAUUCAAACAUGAGUAUGCGCCCUUGUAAAGCUUGCUUAAAAUUAUAUAAGAAAUUAAUUUUAUGUAAGAGAAUAAUAUUAAGUAAAUAAUAUAUUAAUACGAUGGUGUAAACUUUUUUUAAUGAUUAAAUAGUCUAGUGAUCAGACUCACACUUAAAGCGUAGAGAAGUAAAAAAUCUCAAGUUCGAACUCGAAGUAAAAAAUCUUGAGUUAAAAUCUCAAGUUCGAACCUGAAGUAAAA